AGCCUGCUGCUUACCUGGGAACAGGUCACUCUGAAGAAAAGCCUCAAACAUGGCUCGACUAAUAAUCUUGGCAGGAUUGUCCCUUUUGGUGUGCCUUCAAAUUGUGUCUUCUACCAAACUAGUGUGCUACUUCACCAACUGGUCCCAGUAUAGACCAGGUGCUGGCAAAUAUCUGCCUGCCAAUGUAGACCCCAACCUGUGCACACACUUGAUCUAUGCCUUCUCAGUAAUCAGCCCCUCCAAUGAGCUGUCAACGUAUGAGUGGAAUGACGACGUUCUUUAUAAAGCCUUCAAUGAACUCAAGCAUUCAAACCCUGAGCUGAAGACUCUGCUGGCUGUUGGUGGCUGGAACUUUGGAACUACACAGUUUACCAUCAUGGCUUCAUCUGCCGCCAACCGUCAGAGGUUCAUCCAGUCUUCUAUCAAGUUCUUGAGGCUGUAUGGCUUCGAUGGGCUGGAUCUGGACUGGGAGUAUCCUGGAGCACGAGGAAGCCCACCAGAGGACAAGAAGAGGUUCACAGUGCUCUGCCAGGAACUGCGUGACGCCUUUGAAAAGGAAGCUGCUGAGACCAGAAGACCGCGGCUGCUGCUCACAGCUGCAGUGGCUGCUGGGAAGGGAAACGUUGACAACGGUUACGAGGUCGCUGCUGUGACAAAGUUGCUAGACUUUGCAAAUAUCAUGACCUAUGACUUGCACGGAGCUUGGGAUCCAUUCACCGGGCACAACAGCCCUUUGUACCGCAGCUCUCUUGAUGAGGGUGACAACAUCUACUACAAUGUGGACUUUGCUAUGAAAUACUGGAGAGAUCAAGGAGCUCCUCUUGAAAAGAUCCUAGUUGGUUUUCCCACAUAUGGACGCACAUUUCGCACAACAACAGGAGCUAAUGGUGUUGGAGCACCAGCCAGUGGACCAGCCUCUGCUGGGACUUACACCCGUGAAGCUGGGUUUUGGUCCUACUACGAGAUUUGCAAUUUUCUUCAAGGAGGCAGUGUACACUGGAUUGAUGAGCAAAAGGUUCCUUACGCCAUUAAAGGCAAUGAGUGGGUCGGUUUUGAUAACAAGCAGAGCUAUGAAAUCAAGGUAAAGUAUCUGAAAGAAAACAAAUUUGGAGGAGCGGUUGUCUGGUGUCUGGAUCUGGAUGAUUUUGCCGGACAGUUUUGUGGACAAGGAAGAUAUCCCCUUAUUAGCUAUUUGCGCUCUCUUCUGAAUUCAGAUUUUCCAUCACCUGUAACUACACGUCCACCAUUCACCCAAACGGAAUCACAUCCCAGCACAGACGACCACACGAGUGCAGUUUCUUAUGUUACUAGCCAUGCUGUCUCAACCAAUGUAACUUCCACGACUACUGAAAAUACUGGCAAUACUACUGAUGCUACCAGUGCUGUUCAUGCUUCGACCACCCAUACUGCUGGUAGUGUCACAACUACAACCACCAGAACUACCACAACUGCUGUUUCUGGAAGUGGUUUCUGCGCGGGAAAGCCUGACGGUCUCUAUGCAAAUGACAAGGACCCCAGGACUUAUUACCAUUGCUCCCACGGUCACACAUACAUCAAGACAUGUCCACAUACCCUUGUUUUCGAUGACAGAUGCAAAUGCUGUGUCUGGCCUUAAAUAAAUACCUUCUUUAUAAAACAA
Molecule: messenger RNA, 1639 nt
Organism: Amphiprion ocellaris (clown anemonefish)
Lineage: Eukaryota; Metazoa; Chordata; Actinopteri; Pomacentridae
Product: acidic mammalian chitinase-like
Exons: 12
Coding region: 50-1615 (521 amino acids)
Biological process (GO): chitin catabolic process; carbohydrate metabolic process
Cellular component (GO): extracellular region
Molecular function (GO): chitinase activity; chitin binding
Source: RefSeq, a predicted model, not a curated record